AUGAAGCUUUCUUGGCUUGUACCGGCCCUGCUGGUUGGGGGCGGAGCCGCAGUCGCCAGCGACAAGGUCCUCGUUAACGGCAACGUCAUUUUGAAGACUGCCCCAUACCAAAGACAAGACACACGCCCGGAUGGAGCUUCAAUACAGUCGCCCAGCGCCAACACCAUCACGGUCGACCUGGAUACACUCAAUAUCGCCCUACCGAGCCGGAAGAACCGAACAGAGCCAAAACUCACCGUCCAGAGAGAGGCUUCAGAUUCGGACCACCAUGAAGAGAACUUGCCCGUCAUCACGCUACGGGCUACCAGCCGCGACCCGCAAGACCCGCCACCUCAGCUGCCAGAGUCGUCUGGGCCAGACCCUGACCCAGACCUUGACGAGGUCUCAACCAGCGCAUCCCACGGGCCCGAGACGAGGAACCCUGCGUCGGCGAACAGGGCCAUCGCCGGCAUGGGCGUGGGGAAUACGGUUCUUGCAUCUGUGCUGGCGUGGUACAUGUGCGAUGCUCGCUACGUUACCAGUACAACCUCCCACUCGGCAGAAACAACGACACCACCAUCAGCGCCGCCGCCCCUACCCCUCCCCACAACAGAGCAAAGAAGACAGUCCGGUCCUGCCACAUCAUCAACGCCUUGUUUUGCACCACGACCGUCUCAUCAAACACCUUGCUCAUCACCCCUUUCCCUUCGUAACCCGCCCUCCACUGCUCACCCCUGUACUCAUUCGCCGGCCCAAACACCUGCAGACUCGGCUUCCUCAACGGAUCAACCCGACUCGCCGUGCUGCUCGCGCUGCUAA
Molecule: messenger RNA, 798 nt
Organism: Chaetomium globosum CBS 148.51
Lineage: Eukaryota; Fungi; Ascomycota; Sordariomycetes; Sordariales; Chaetomiaceae
Exons: 3
Coding region: 1-798 (265 amino acids)
Source: RefSeq, a predicted model, not a curated record